AUGGCCAAGACACUGCAGGCGCGGACCGCGGAUCUCUCUGGUGUCGAAGCCAGCGUUGAAGCUUGGAAGCGCAAGGUCCAGGCCGAGAAGGAGGCGAAAGAGAAGGCGUUGGCGGCCGAACGCGCUGCCGAGGAGGCGCGCAAAGCCAAAGAGGACGAAGCAGCGGCCAAGGCCAAGGCCAAAGCUGAGAAGGAAGCCGAGGCAGAGGCCGAAGCGAAUGAAGAGGCAGCCAAAGCCGAAGCCAACGAGAAGGAGGCAAAGGCGAGCGCAGAGGCCAAGGCAAACGAGGACGCGGAGGCGGCCAAGGCCAAGGCUGCGGCCGAAGCCAAGGCCGCCAAAGCCAAAGCCGACACCGCGCAGAAAGCCAGCGCGCCGGCAGCCAAGGAGGCUCAUGUGCUCGAGAGCGAGGCGCGGCUGAAGCAUUUGAAGGCUGUGCAUGCCGCAAGUGAACCCAUCCUCAACUCGGCGGACCCGCGCGUCAAGAAGAUUCGCAUGGACGUCAAAAAGCAGAUUGGUGAAGCGUGCAACCAAGUGGCCAACACGCCCAAAUCGAUCAAGCUUGUCGUCACCAAGCUCUGCAAAGUGCUCUCAGAGGCCCGGGCUGCGGGUCCCGAGUACCUCAAUUUUUCCCUCGACAUUUUGGCGGGGCGCCUCACGUCCCAAGUCAAAGUCCUCACCGAAAUUCGAUCGUGCUUCCCGCUCGCCCAUGUUGCGGCCAUGUGCAGCGUGCACACGCCGGAGCUUGCCGACAUCUUUGUCGCGCACCUCAACCAGAUGUGUCCGUUUACGGUGCCGUUCUGCCCAGGGCGGCGUCCGGACCAGAGUCCUCAGGAGUACCUCGCGACGUCCGGCAUGGAGUGGGAUGACGAACGCAACGCGCCUGAACAAGCAGAAAAGUAUCAGAUGCGCAUGACCAUGGCGAUCUCGCUCUUGGCGGCGACGAUGCAGACUACACCGUACGACGGCAGUCCGCAACCCAAGGGCUUGACUUUUGACGACCUCUGGGCCUGGCUCGCACGGCUCGUGAACGGCCAGGUGCACAUGUACACGGCCAUGACCAUUCUCGCGCUGCUCGAGACGGCAGGGUUCGCGCUCCUGACACAGUACAAGCGGCAGUUCCAAAAGCUGUUGGAGCUCAUCCAGCGCGAUGUGCUGCCCAAUCUUUCGCGGGAUGCCAAGUCGGGCGCGGCUGCGAGCCUCGCGCGACUCAACACGUUUCUGGGCGAAAACCAAGUGUGCAACGAACCCGAGGGCCGCGUCCCGAAAGAGUCGGCAAUCUCCAAGGACGACGAAGAGCACGAAAGCUCCAACGACAACCGCGGAGGCUACAACAACAACAACAACAACAAUCGUAGCAACGGCGGCGGGCGCGGGCGAGGCCGUGGCCGCGGCGGCUACCGGUAA
Messenger RNA from Saprolegnia diclina VS20, 1404 nucleotides. RefSeq lists its product as hypothetical. Bases 1 to 1404 code for a protein of 467 amino acids. Gene Ontology annotation, biological process: regulation of translational initiation; regulation of translational termination; poly(A)+ mRNA export from nucleus. The transcript has 7 exons. The record is from RefSeq and is a predicted model, not a curated record. Gene Ontology annotation, cellular component: cytoplasm; nuclear pore cytoplasmic filaments; nuclear pore. Gene Ontology annotation, molecular function: translation initiation factor binding; phospholipid binding; inositol hexakisphosphate binding. Lineage: Eukaryota; Oomycota; Saprolegniomycetes; Saprolegniales; Saprolegniaceae.